This is a messenger RNA of Colletotrichum aenigma, 936 nucleotides long. It is a transcript of the gene CYP86A4, whose product is annotated as Cytochrome P450 86A4. The transcript has 3 exons. Gene Ontology annotation, molecular function: iron ion binding; oxidoreductase activity, acting on paired donors, with incorporation or reduction of molecular oxygen; heme binding. NCBI's taxonomy places the organism in Eukaryota, Fungi, Ascomycota, Sordariomycetes, Glomerellales, Glomerellaceae. The coding region runs from base 1 to 936 and encodes 311 amino acids. The record is from RefSeq and is a predicted model, not a curated record.
AUGUCUUCCACUAUUGUCAUCGUAUUUCUUUGCGCUAGUUAUGCUCUAUACUCACUGCUGUGCUUGAUUCGAAACAUUCGAAUCGCCAAAAACAUUGGCAUCCCAGUGGUAUGGAGCCCCAUCAGCCCAUUCAACCCAUUUUGGAUAAUCUUCAAUAAACGGCUGUCCCCGAUUAUCCAGCGUCUGCCCCUCAGCCAGGGAAGCUGGACUCAGCACGAUGCGCUAGAUUGGACCUGGGUAGACCGCGCUCAUGGAGACUCACAAGUCCAUGAGAAGCUCGGCGACACCUUCGCUCAUGCCACUCCAAGGGAGAUCGAAAUACACACACGCGAUCCUGCUGUCGCCGACGAGGUGUUACGGAAACGUGCCAAUGAGUUCCCCAAAAUAAGCCACUAUGCCAAGGUGCUCGAUUUUCUUGGAACGAGUCUUGUCUCGUCAGAUGGCGAGGACUGGGUUCGCCAUCGCAAAGCCACAGUCUCUACACUGAGCGACAGGAACAAUCGACUUGUCUGGACCGAAACCGUCAGGCAGACGCAGCAGAUGAUCCAGCACUAUUUCUCAGCCUCGAGCGGUCGCAUCAUUGACCCCGUAGAAGACGUUCGAGAGGUGUAUCUCCAUGUCUUCACGGGGGUUUGCUUUGGUGUCAAGUACGACUUCCGCCAAGCUGCAGAAAAGUACAUGCCGCAAGGUCAUGCACGCAGUUACAAGGACUGUCUUCACACCAGUCUCAAGGACUUGCUCAUUCUCCGGCUGGUGCCAAAAUGGAUCUUGGAUCUGCCCAUCUUGCCCCAAAGGAUUAGCAACUUUCGUGAUUCCGCGCGUGAAAUGUGCCAAUAUCUCGACGAGAUGAUUGCUUCUAGUAAAGAGGAGCUGAAAGAAAAGGGAACAAGACGAACUCAGACGGAUAAUCUUCUAAGCUUCAUUGUCAAGACCUGA